AUGGCCGCUGUUGCAGAGAACGGCCACGCGCCCGUGGCUGAUGAGAACGCCGCCCCCGUUGCUGCCGCCGUUGAACAGAAGGAACAGACCGAGAAGACGAAUGGAGACUCCGUUACAGUAUUCCACGACCCUGAGAACUUCAAUGUGAAGCAUCCCUUGAUGCACGAAUGGACUCUUUGGUUUACCAAGCCUCCCAGUGGCAAGGGCGACAACUGGAAUGACUUGCUUAAGGAAGUCGUGACGUUCAACUCCGUCGAAGAGUUCUGGGGUAUCUACAACAACAUCUCGCCCACGUCCGAGUUGGGCCUCAAAGCAGACUACCACCUUUUCAAGAAGGGUGUCCGCCCUGAAUGGGAAGACCCACAAAACAAGCACGGCGGCAAAUGGUCAUAUUCUUUCAAGGACAAGCGCUCUGUGCCGAUCGACGACCUGUGGUUGCACGCACAACUUGCGGCUAUUGGCGAGACUCUCGAAAACGAUGGAGACAACGAAGUUAUGGGUGUCGUUGUGAACGUACGCAAGGGCUUUUACCGUGUUGGUCUGUGGACACGGACUGUUGGCAAGAGCAUUCCCGGUGACAAGACCAACCGGACACCUGCGCAGGGCAAGGAAAUCCUCGAAUCCAUUGGUCGGCGCUUCAAGGAAGUUCUCCGUCUCAAGGAGGCGGAUGCUGUUGAGUUCUCCGGUCACACGGACAGCGCACACAGUGGCAGCACGAGAGCCAAGGCCAAGUACACCGUCUAA
Molecule: messenger RNA, 744 nt
Organism: Aspergillus ibericus CBS 121593
Lineage: Eukaryota; Fungi; Ascomycota; Eurotiomycetes; Eurotiales; Aspergillaceae
Product: eukaryotic translation initiation factor 4E
Exons: 3
Coding region: 1-744 (247 amino acids)
Biological process (GO): translational initiation
Cellular component (GO): cytoplasm; eukaryotic translation initiation factor 4F complex
Molecular function (GO): RNA 7-methylguanosine cap binding; translation initiation factor activity
Source: RefSeq, a predicted model, not a curated record